AUGGACAAAUUAGAGGAGCUUUUCCUCCCACAAGAUAUAGCUCUGAUAACGGCAAUGGUACCAACUCAAGUUUUGGAAGAUGAUUAUGUUUGGGCUUUCAAUAAUAAUGGGGAUUAUUCAGUGAAAAGUGGUUAUUGGUUCAUUACCAAUCACCCUCUUCUUCCUCCAGUUGAGAAUAUUGCCCAAAAUGCAGAGAUUAAUAUGCUUAAAAGGAGAAUAUGGAAUCUAAAAACUGAGCCAAAAAUCAAGCUUUUCUGUUGGCGUGCUCUUUCUGGUGCUUUGGCUGUGGCAGAACGCUUAAGCACACGGGGAAUUCCACUUGACACAAAUUGCCAAAUUUGUGGUACAACUACAGAAACGAUAUGUCAUGUUCUGUUUUCUUGUGCCGUCUCAAGUCGUAUAUUAGGCUUAGCAUUAGUUCCAGCUCCGGACCAAGGUUUUUCUUCAACAUCCUUGCUCACAAAUUUCUCUCAUCUGUUGAAUGUAAUCGAGGACAAGCAUAUACCAGAGCAAACUCGAAUAUCAAUUCCAUGGGUUUUAUGGGCAAUCUGGAAGAAUCGUAAUCGUACGAUCUUCGAAGGAAAGGUAUGGAAUUUUCAAGCUUUAGUUCAAAAAGCGUAUGAAGACGCAAUGCAUUGGACAAUGGUGAAUACGCAGCCUUCGACAUUAUUCUCUCGGCAAUCAACUCCAAUUUGGAUGGAGAAAAAAUGGAGGAAACCCCAAACAGGUAUUCUUAAAUGCAAUCUGAAUUCUUCUUGGAUAAAUAAAGAAUCAAUGUGUGGAGGAGCUUGGAUUGUCAGAGAUCAUAUAGGGCAAGCUAAACAUCAUGCAAGAGAUGCGUUUACGCCAAUUAGAGAUCGAACAGGGGCUGAGCUGCGCUGCAUUUUAUGGUCUUUGAAAGCUUUGCAAGAUAUUCACGUCUCUAAGGUGAUAAUGGAGUUGGACUAUGCAGCUGCCGUUAACGCCGUUUUGCAGCCGUCCAAAUGGCCUUUCUAUAGAAAUUGGUUAACACAAAUCCAUGAAGUUGCUGCUGCAUUUGAAUCUUGUACAUUCCGUCACAUUGCCACAAACGCAAAUCUGAUCGCGCGAUCCAUUUCUCGGAGUGUGAUUCGAGACAGAAGGUUUCAGUCUUACAUAGCACUUGGAGAGCCUUCAUGGCUUCACAAUCAAGUGUUUGAGGAGAGCAAAGUUUAA
Messenger RNA from Arabidopsis lyrata subsp. lyrata, 1194 nucleotides. RefSeq lists its product as uncharacterized. The coding region runs from base 1 to 1194 and encodes 397 amino acids. The record is from RefSeq and is a predicted model, not a curated record. Lineage: Eukaryota; Viridiplantae; Streptophyta; Magnoliopsida; Brassicales; Brassicaceae. Gene Ontology annotation, molecular function: nucleic acid binding; RNA-DNA hybrid ribonuclease activity. The transcript has a single exon.